GAUCGAUUUCUCGCUCAGUUCCUGGACUCGAUUCCAUUUUCGCUUUCAUCAUAUCAUUGGUCUCCCUUCCCUUCUACAUUUAUUUUUCAAAUAGCCAUCACAUUCUCUCUUUCCCCUUCUUUCCCUUCUUCGCAGCCCCUCUCUCUCUCUCUCUCGCUUCAAUUCCAAAGGAGAAGGGAUACAGGGUUCCUUCGCUGCCUCAGAUCUCGCAGAGAUUAAAGUCACCCCCGAAUCGGCCUCAGUUACUUCUCUUUCAAUUUGGGAGCGAUUCACUUUACAUCUCGCAAGAUCGGACUUCUGAUCUCAGGGCCAUGGCCGCCGCGAAUGCUCCCAUCGCCAUGAAAGAAGCCCUUACGCUUCCAAGCAUAGGGAUCAACCCGCAGUUUAUCACUUUCACUCAUGUUACCAUGGAAUCUGAUAAAUACAUAUGUGUUCGGGAAACUUCACCACAGAGCAGUGUUGUAAUUGUUGAUAUGAAUAUGCCAAUGCAACCCUUAAGGAGGCCAAUCACAGCGGACUCAGCUCUUAUGAAUCCCAAUUCUAGAAUUCUAGCUCUAAAAGCUCAACUUCAGGGGACUACUCAGGAUCACCUACAGAUAUUUAAUAUUGAGAUGAAAGCAAAAAUGAAAUCAUAUCAGAUGCCUGAGCAGGUUGUGUUUUGGAAGUGGAUUACAACAAAGUUGUUGGGUCUUGUCACGCAAACCUCUGUAUACCAUUGGUCAAUUGAAGGUGAUUCUGAACCAGUAAAGAUGUUUGAUAGAACAGCUAAUUUAGCAAACAAUCAGAUAAUUAACUAUCGAUGUGAUCCAACUGAAAAAUGGUUGGUUUUGAUUGGCAUUGCUCCUGGUUCACCAGAGAGACCCCAGCUCGUUAAAGGAAACAUGCAACUAUUUUCUGUGGAUCAGCAACGCAGUCAAGCUCUUGAAGCACAUGCUGCUGCCUUUGCCUCAUUCCAAGUUCCAGGGAAUGAGAGUCCAUCUGUUCUUAUUUCUUUUGCAACAAAGACUAUUAAUGCUGGUCAAGUUACAUCAAAGUUACAUGUCAUUGAGCUUGGUGCUCGGCCAGGGAAACCAUCUUUCACAAAGAAGCAGGCAGAUCUUUUCUUUCCUCCUGAUUUUGCUGAUGAUUUUCCUGUUUCCAUGCAGAUCUCCCACAAGUACAGUUUAAUAUAUGUGAUCACCAAGCUAGGGCUGCUUUUUGUAUAUGACCUGGAAACAGCUACUGCAGUAUACAGAAAUAGGAUAAGUCCAGACCCAAUUUUUUUGACAGCUGAAGCUUCUUCUGUUGGUGGUUUCUAUGCCAUCAAUAGGCGAGGCCAGGUGCUCCUUGCAACUGUUAAUGAAGCAACAAUUGUGCCUUUCAUCAGUGGCCAAUUGAAUAACUUGGAGCUUGCUGUCAAUCUUGCAAAAAGAGGAAACUUACCUGGUGCAGAGAAUUUGGUUGUCCGACAUUUCCAAGAAUUAUUUGCUCAAGCCAAGUAUAAGGAGGCAGCUGAGCUUGCUGCAGAAUCUCCACAAGGAAUCCUCCGCACUCCUGAUACAGUUGCCAAAUUUCAGAGUGUUCCUGUACAAGCUGGGCAAACACCACCUUUACUGCAGUACUUUGGCACACUUUUAACUAGAGGGAAGCUUAAUGCAUUUGAGUCAUUAGAAUUAUCCCGCCUUGUUGUGAAUCAGAACAAGAAGAAUCUAUUGGAGAACUGGUUGGCUGAGGACAAGCUGGAAUGCAGUGAAGAACUUGGAGACUUAGUCAAGACCCUGGACAAUGACAUGGCGCUUAAAAUUUAUAUUAAAGCCAGAGCAACUCCGAAAGUUGUUGCAGCUUUUGCAGAGCGUAGGGAGUUUGACAAAAUUCUCAUAUACUCCAAGCAGGUUGGAUAUACACCUGAUUAUUUGUUCCUUCUGCAAACAAUUCUCCGUUCAGAUCCUCAGGGAGCUGUUAAUUUUGCCUUAAUGAUGUCUCAAAUGGAGGGAGGUUGCCCAGUUGAUUACAACACAAUAACAGAUCUCUUCCUCCAGAGAAACAUGAUUCGUGAGGCAACGGCAUUUUUGUUAGAUGUUCUCAAGCCCAAUCUGCCAGAACAUGGUUACCUGCAAACAAAGGUAUUGGAAAUUAAUCUGGUUACAUUUCCUAAUGUUGCUGAUGCUAUUUUAGCAAAUGGUAUGUUUAGUCAUUAUGACCGCCCUCGUAUUGCUCAACUUUGUGAGAAAGCUGGUCUUUAUGUGCGGGCUCUUCAGCACUAUACAGAAUUGCCAGAUAUUAAACGUGUCAUUGUGAACACACAUGCAAUUGAGCCACAGUCGCUUGUGGAGUUCUUUGGGACUCUUUCUCAGGAGUGGGCUUUAGAGUGCAUGAAGGAUCUUUUACUGGUGAAUCUAAGAGGCAACCUUCAGAUUAUUGUGCAGGUUGCCAAGGAGUAUUCUGAACAGUUGGGAGUUGAUGCAUGCAUAAAACUCUUUGAGCAAUUUAAGUCAUAUGAGGGGUUGUAUUUCUUCCUGGGAUCAUAUUUGAGCUCCAGUGAGGAUCCUGACAUUCACUUCAAGUACAUUGAGGCGGCUGCCAAGACAGGACAAAUUAAGGAGGUUGAGCGAGUGACAAGAGAAUCAAACUUCUUUGACCCAGAAAAGACAAAGAAUUUCUUAAUGGAAGCCAAGCUUCCUGAUGCUCGGCCACUUAUAAAUGUGUGUGAUCGUUUUGGGUUUGUUCCAGACCUUACCCAUUACCUGUACUCUAACAACAUGCUCCGCUACAUUGAAGGUUAUGUUCAAAAGGUGAACCCAGGAAAUGCUCCUUUAGUUGUAGGGCAGCUACUGGAUGAUGAGUGCCCUGAAGAUUUUAUUAAAGGCUUGAUUCUAUCUGUCCGUUCUCUGCUUCCAGUUGAACCACUCGUUGAGGAGUGUGAGAAAAGGAAUCGGCUUCGGUUACUUACUCAGUUCUUGGAGCAUCUUGUGAGUGAGGGAAGCCAAGAUGUCCAUGUUCAUAAUGCUCUGGGUAAAAUCAUAAUAGACAGCAACAAUAACCCAGAGCACUUCCUCACUACCAAUCCCUAUUAUGAUUCCCGUGUUGUGGGCAAAUAUUGUGAAAAGCGUGAUCCAACCCUUGCUGUUGUUGCUUACCGCAGAGGACAAUGUGAUGAUGAACUUAUUAAUGUAACGAAUAAGAACUCCUUGUUUAAACUGCAGGCUAGGUAUGUGGUUGAGAGGAUGGAUGCUGAUCUCUGGGAGAAAGUUCUCAAUCCUGAGAAUGAAUAUAGAAGACAGCUCAUUGAUCAAGUUGUGUCAACUGCUUUGCCAGAAAGCAAGAGCCCAGAACAAGUUUCUGCAGCUGUUAAAGCUUUCAUGACUGCUGAUCUUCCUCAUGAACUAAUUGAGCUUCUUGAAAAGAUUGUGCUUCAAAACUCUGCAUUCAGUGGAAACUCUAAUCUGCAGAACUUGCUUAUCUUGACAGCCAUUAAGGCAGAUCCAUCUAGAGUUAUGGAUUACAUUAAUAGACUAGAUAACUUUGAUGGGCCUGCUGUUGGGGAAGUUGCAGUGGAAGGUCAAUUAUAUGAGGAAGCUUUUUCCAUUUUCAAGAAGUUCAAUUUGAAUGUCCAGGCAGUCAAUGUCUUACUGGAUAAUAUCAGAAGUAUCGAUCGGGCUGUUGAAUUUGCAUUCCGUGUUGAAGAAGAUGCCGUUUGGAGUCAGGUGGCCAAGGCUCAACUGAGGGAAGGAUUAGUAAGUGAGGCAAUUGAGUCAUUUAUUCGUGCAGAUGAUGCCACCCAGUUCCUAGAUGUUAUUCAUGCUGCUGAGGAUGCAAAUGUCUACCAUGAUCUUAUGAGGUACCUUCUGAUGGUUAGGGAAAAGACAAAGGAACCAAAGGUGGAUAGUGAGCUUAUUUAUGCAUAUGCGAAGAUUGAUAGGCUGGGUGAGAUUGAGGAAUUUAUUCUCAUGCCAAAUGUUGCUAAUCUUCCAAAUGUUGGAGAUCGUUUAUUUGAUGAAGCGCUAUAUGAGGCUGCAAAGAUUAUAUUUGCAUUUAUUUCUAACUGGGCCAAGUUGGCUAGCACACUCGUUAGGCUUGGACAGUAUCAAGGUGCUGUUGAUGCAGCAAGAAAAGCAAAUAGCUCGAAGACGUGGAAGGAUGUUUGCUUUGCUUGUGUCGAUGCUGAGGAGUUCCGCUUAGCUCAAAUAUGUGGUCUUAACAUUAUCAUACAGGUGGAUGACUUGGAGGAGGUGAGUGAAUAUUAUCAAAACAGAGGGUACUUCAAUGAAUUAAUAUCCCUCAUGGAGAGUGGUUUAGGAUUAGAACGUGCUCAUAUGGGCAUCUUCACAGAGUUGGGUGUCCUUUAUGCUAGAUACCGCUAUGAGAAGCUUAUGGAGCAUAUAAAAUUGUUUUCAACUCGCCUCAACAUCCCAAAGCUCAUUCGAGCUUGUGAUGAACAACAGCAUUGGAAGGAACUGACAUAUUUAUAUAUUCAGUAUGAUGAGUUUGAUAAUGCUGCCACUACCAUCAUGAAUCAUUCUCCAGAAGCUUGGGACCAUAUGCAGUUCAAAGAUGUUAUAGUCAAAGUUGCUAACGUGGAGCUGUAUUACAAAGCUGUGCACUUCUACUUGCAAGAGCAUCCUGACCUUAUAAAUGAUCUUCUUAAUGUCAUUGCGCUUCGUGUGGACCACACACGUGUGGUUGACAUUAUACGAAAGGCUGGUCACCUGCUUCUUGUGAAGCCAUACAUGGUUGCAGUUCAGAGCAACAAUGUCACUGCUGUAAAUGAAGCUUUGAAUGAGAUUUAUGUGGAGGAGGAAGAUUAUGAGAGACUCCGAGAAUCCAUUGAUAUGCAUGAUAGCUUUGAUCAGAUUGGUCUUGCACAGAAGAUUGAGAAACAUGAGCUUCUAGAGAUGAGGCGUGUUGCCGCUUAUAUCUAUAAAAAGGCAGGUAGGUGGAAGCAGUCCAUUGCAUUGUCAAAGAAAGACAAUCUUUAUAAAGAUGCCAUGGAGACUGCCUCACAAUCUGGGGACCGCGAACUUGCAGAGGAGUUGUUUGUUUACUUCAUCGAACAGGGAAAGAAGGAAUGCUUUGCAUCUUGCCUCUUUGUCUGUUAUGAUUUAAUUCGCCCAGAUGUGGCUCUUGAACUUGCCUGGAUGAACAAUAUGAUUGACUUCGCCUUCCCAUAUCUGUUGCAGUUUAUUCGCGAGUACGCAGGCAAGGUUGAUGAACUAAUUAAGGAAAAAAUAGAGGCUCUCAAUGAAGUUAAGGCUAAAGAGAAGGAAGAAAAGGACGUAAUAGCACAGCAGAAUAUGUACGCUCAAUUGCUACCUCUUGCUUUGCCUGCACCACCCAUGCCGGGCAUGGGGGGAUCAAUGGGAGGGGGAUUUGCAGCCCCACCCCCGCCCCCAAUGGGUGGAAUAGGGAUGCCGCCAAUGCCACCAUUCGGCAUGCCCCCAAUGGGCUCCUAUUGAUAGUGUCAGUCAGUCACUGCAAGUGAAAAUUAGACGUGAAAUGGUAGCGUGGGGAAGCUAGAUGUUCUGAGUCCUCUCAAUUGUCAAAUGGUUUUUCAACUUUCAUUCUUUCUCCCAUUUUUGCCGUUUUUGAACAAAGUAUCGCAGCAAUGAGGAGGUCUAGUUUGCAAAUGAUAGUUUUUGUUUUUGUUGUCAAUUUAUAGGGUGUGGAUGUAUUCCUUUGUAAUAUUCUUUUGUUGGGUAGCAGGGUUUUUUUUUUUUCGUUUCUUUUUCUUUUUUGGAUAUUUUUUGGCAGCUGGGAUGGGUAGAAAAGCAAGAUGAGGAGCGGGGGUGGAUUGGGUCAUCUGUAUUAAUUAUUAUUAUGCUCUCUAAAGAAGGAUGGCAGAAGACCGGCAGCCCGGGUGGAGGAUAUUUCUUGCGGAUGAUGAUGAUUAGGAGGAGAAAAUGGGCAUGGGUUUUGUGGUGUUUUUGUUUCUGUCCGUCUUUAUGCUUUUUUGUAUUAGUCAAGUCAGUCCCUUGUUUCCAAAAGAAAUUUGUUUUGCUUAUUACUUUAGUCCUUUUUUGUUCAUAUUUUUUUUUCUUGGAAUCCCCGAGGGUUGCUAUGAUUAUUAUUAUUAUUAUUCUUGUUUUAA
Messenger RNA from Diospyros lotus (date-plum), 6064 nucleotides. RefSeq names its product clathrin heavy chain 1-like. Gene Ontology annotation, cellular component: plasma membrane; clathrin complex; Golgi apparatus. Bases 312 to 5432 code for a protein of 1706 amino acids. Gene Ontology annotation, biological process: intracellular protein transport; receptor-mediated endocytosis. The record is from RefSeq and is a predicted model, not a curated record. Gene Ontology annotation, molecular function: structural molecule activity; clathrin light chain binding. NCBI's taxonomy places the organism in Eukaryota, Viridiplantae, Streptophyta, Magnoliopsida, Ericales, Ebenaceae. The transcript is spliced from 30 exons.